CUGAUUUUGUAUGCUACAUUUUGUUAUAACCUGAGAAAUCUCAGAGAAUUGCGUAGACAGCACUUGCGCCAAUGAGUCUGUCAGAUUUGCUAGAAGCUUUUCUAUUGCUUUUUCAACAGCUUUUUCUAUUAAAUUUGUCAUCGUCUGGGAAAAAGCUGAGUCCAUGCUGAGUGAGUGGCGGGCUGUGACUCCAGCAUAUCCCUUUGUUCUGCUCUGGAUUUCUGCAAGAGCUUCACGACGAGAGCAACGUCUCCUUUCAAUUAUUUCGACCACUUGAAGCUCCUUUGAUCUUGCAGGAUAGUUAGAAUCAUAGGUGGGAUGAUUUCCAUUACACAAACAGCAUGAUUCAUAUUGAGAUGUGCAACUGUUAUCAAAAUGGUCAUCCCCGUAUUUACGGCAUCGAGUGGUUGAUCGGCAACCGUUAGUGCUAUGUCCGAAACGCUAACACUUGAGGGACUGUAGUGCUCGUGGGGCUAGCGGUUGAACCCUGUAAAUCAAUGGCCAGGCCUUAAUCUCUAAUGGGCGAGCCGUCUAUGCAAACGUUGCGAUAACUGUUUCAGUAGCGACCUUCUUGUUAUCGACUACCAUAGUACAGCGGUACGCAGUUACUACACCUGCCAGAGAAAAAAAUGCCUAAGAUUUCUAUUCGACUUAAUCUACACCGCGGACUAGGACUUUGCAGGAAUCUAAGUGAGGUGGGAUGAAACAGCUCACCGGGUGCGUAGCGAAAUUAGUGCAUAUUAGCAGAUCGUGCACACAAGCCUGGUCCGGCGACGAGCAGAGGUGCCCCCCCCCCCCCCCCUCGUCCAAACUGCCGAACCUCGGUGAUUUGCUGGAAGUGAGUGGAGACUGCCCGAAGUUCAGUUUGAAUGGCUUUAGGAUUCCUCAUACGGAUAAUCCCCCCGUUUGUAGGUACCAAAGCCACAUGAACUUUGCUGGUUGCGCUUCGAAGAAACAGCUCCACCGGUAUAUCCUGAGGAGGGAUGGAAGCAGACCAGAGGGAGGCCCUCUGGCCUGGAGAUGAGACAGACAUCAGUUAAAAAUUAACCACGACUUUCAAUCAAAAGAAGGAGAAGGUGUGAAAUAAAACAUUAGAUGUAAGAGAAUAACCACCUGGCUACUUGACAGCAAACCCAGAAGUAGACUGGGUCAGGGCUAGGCGAUCUCCGGCAAGCACUCUCUCUGGAACGGCAGAUGAUGAUGAUGCUGCCUAAAUCAAUGGCACAAACCCAGUGUGGGGCAUUGGCCACGAAAUGGGUGUUAUUAGGAUCGAAACUUAAAAUAAAGUAGUUUUAACUGCAGGAACGGCAGGAGCGGCCGGAACGCCACGCUGCCUCUUCUACUUGAAAUGAAGCUAAAGAAAAAGAAAAAACCAAACAAAUCACGUGAUUUGCGGGGCUCGUGGCUCGCGCGCAUGCUCGGCUCGACCACCCGAGCUGAGCCAUCGCGUUCUUCUGACGUGGCCAUCGAACGAGCAGGACGUGUCCGCAGCUCGGUCCAGCACCGCUGGCGGCGGCCGCCGUCUCAGACUGCAAGCGAAAUCAGCGGAGGUCCACGGACUGACCAGUUGGGACACCGCUUCUGGGAACGAGGACCGGUAGAGACGCAGCUCACCCAGUCAUGGUCUUCGUGACAGGGAGCGCACGAGCGUUUGGUGCUGGGCGGGUCAUCGCCGACGCGAACAAUUUACGCCCCGCUAAACCUGGGUCUGCACCUCAAAGCGCCCCCACCAGGCCGGACCGGUCCGGGCACCUGGCAUGGAGACAUGCGUGGGCUACAGGAACCACCCGGGCCUUUCGUUCAGCUGGACACUUGUUCCAAGUGGGCCGGCAUCACGGCACCUGGUCCGUGGCUGAGCUAGCAUCCCUGGAGAGCUGACGGGGCCGAGUGUUUGGAGCACGGGUACAACUUGUCCUUUUUUUGUGCACCUGGUCCACAAGUCGGGCACGCGGGACGCGCCGGUUCUUGGACCCUGGCGCAGGACCAGCUUGCCCGAUUGUCCUUGGGACCGCAUAGGGUCUUGCUGCGUGUUCAGAGAGCCCUCAGAGUUGUUUGCAAAGACACGGCACGUUCGUGACGCUGCUCUGCAGGCAUAUUCUCGACUACCAAGGGACGCCGGAACAACUCAAGCGCGGUCUACUGUGGCAUCCACGUCAGCCGAUGGCAGUUGUUCGUGAUUCUUCUGCAAAAGCCGAGUCGACGUUGAGCAAUGGAGCUCGCAGUCCACAUGAAGGAAAUCAUCUGGAUUGCGACGCGUACUGCUACACUCACUUCUGCUGAAUCCUGAAAGUUGUGCUUUCGUCGAAGAAGCCGAGUCGACGCUGAGCAAAGGAGCCCACAGCUGUUGAGGCCAACGUGAUUGGGUCCAUCAGCCUACUCGGAGAGCCUUCGCAGCCGACUGCUGUGGACCAAGACAUGGCGCCUUCGUAAAUUUUCUUCUGUGGCCAUAUCGCAUUUUACGGACACGGGUCGUGAAACGUGCUCAGAGAGCCCUCAGAGUUGUUCGCCAAGACACGGCGCCUUCGUGACGCUGCUCUGCAAGCGUAUUGUCGACUACCAAAGCACGCCGUAACAACUCAGCGCGGCCUACCGUGGCAUCCACGUCAGCCGGUGGCAGGUGGCCAUGCUUCUUCAGUAGAAACCGAGUCGACGUUGAGCAAUGGAGCUCGCAGUCCCCAUGAAGGAAAUCAUCGGGAUUGGGACGCCUACGAGUACAUUCACUAAUGAUGAUUCCUCGAAGUCUUGGUUUCAUCGAAAGCUUACCGAGUCGACGCUUAGCAAAGGAGCCCACAGCUGUUGAGGCCAACAUGAUGGGAAUUCCCCUGUGUGGUUCUGGAUGUCGGGAGUGUCAGCAUCGUCUUCCACUUCGUGAACGGAGAAGACCGAGCAGACACCAGUGGACAUCCGAUGUUGCCAUCAGUUGCAUGCGACGUCGUUACGUACUCGUCAGCGAAGCAGUCUUCGCUGCUGUCCCUCCUGGUCUAGCGGCCUACUUCGAAAGCCUACGCCAGUCUAGUGCUGUGGACCAAGACGCAGUGCCCUCGUACAUUCCUGUUUGCGGAUAUGUUUGCGGAAUCACAUUUUAUGGACACGGAAUUCCCUGUGCGGUUCUGGAUGUCGAAGUGUCAGUUUUGUAUUCCACUUCGUCAUCGGAGAAGGCUCUGCAAAUGCCAGUGGACAUGCGAUGUUGCAAUCAGUCGCGUGCGACGCCGUUACGAGCUCGUCAGGGAGGCAUUCGUCGCUGCUGCCCCCGCUCAACCUCCGGCUCCACCAUAGCUCCGCAGAAGCAAGCGGCAGCGGCGGCCGCCAACCCGGCUCACUCACAAAUGAGGGACAACGUCGGGUCUAGCAGCCUACUUGGAAAGCCGUCGCCCAUCAGUGCUGCGGAUCAAGACACAGUGCCUUCGUACAUUGUUUGCGGACAAAUCACACUUUAUGGACACGCGAACUCCGGCUCCACCAGUGCGCCGCAGCACGCGGCAGCGGCGGCCGCCAGAGCGGCUCACUUAUUUAUAUAAACAAGGGACAACGUCGGGUCUAGCGGCCAACUUCGAAAGCCUACGCCAGUCUAGUGCUGUGGACCAAGACGCAGUGCCCUCGUACAUUCCUGUUUGCGGAUAUGUUUGCGGAAUCACAUUUUAUGGACACGGUAAGAACCAUCUGGCACACAUUGUUGGAAUACAGAAACCGAUGUGUGCACUGGAACGCUUUGCGCAAUUAACACUUAGGAGCAUGAUCUUGAAGGAAACCUUUA
This is a messenger RNA of Dermacentor silvarum, 3754 nucleotides long. RefSeq lists its product as uncharacterized. Lineage: Eukaryota; Metazoa; Arthropoda; Arachnida; Ixodida; Ixodidae. The transcript is spliced from 18 exons. The record is from RefSeq and is a predicted model, not a curated record. Bases 2724 to 3518 code for a protein of 264 amino acids.